Messenger RNA from Hibiscus syriacus, 963 nucleotides. Its product is annotated as two-on-two hemoglobin-3-like. Gene Ontology annotation, biological process: oxygen transport. The coding region runs from base 279 to 794 and encodes 171 amino acids. NCBI's taxonomy places the organism in Eukaryota, Viridiplantae, Streptophyta, Magnoliopsida, Malvales, Malvaceae. Gene Ontology annotation, molecular function: heme binding; oxygen carrier activity; oxygen binding. The record is from RefSeq and is a predicted model, not a curated record. The transcript is spliced from 5 exons.
CAUCUCUGAUCUCUCAUUCCCUUGUGCUGUCGACAUUAUGAGCUAACUAUGCAUGGGCUUCAUAAAUACAAUACCCAAAUACCCAAUCCAUCCCUCCAAUUCAUCACCCGAAUCCCAAACAUUGGUCCGGAGAUUACUCAUUCUUUCAACCCAAAGCGUUCCCUCCACGCGACCUCCACCAGGCACGAGCUGCUUUUUUAUAUAGUCAGCUGAGCUCAACAACAACUCAGAUUUAACUCCAUUACUCAGUUGCGUUUCCAAGAUCAGACCACAGUGAAAUGCAGUCAUUGCAGGAAAAGGCUUCGGCUUGGAGCGGCGUUGAUGCUGCCGAUGCCUUUGCCAUCGACGAAACUAAUUUGUUCCAGAAAUUGGGACUCCAGACUUUCAUCAACCUCUCUACCCAUUUUUACACUAGGGUGUAUGAUGAUGAAGAGGAGUGGUUUCGAUCAAUAUUUGCUAAUUCCAAGAAAGAAGAGGCCAUUCAGAACCAAUAUGAGUUCUUUGUGCAACGAAUGGGAGGGCCUCCUCUUUAUUCCCAGAGGAGAGGCCAUCCUGCAUUAAUAGGACGUCAUAGACCAUUUCCAGUCACUCAUCAAGCUGCAGAGAGAUGGUUACAUCAUAUGGAAAAGGCACUGGAGAGCACCCCAGACAUUGAUGCUGAUUCAAAAGUCAAAAUGAUGAAUUUUUUCAGGCAUACUGCUUAUUUUCUUGUGGCUGGAGAUGAGUUGAAGAAUAAAAAACAAGAACCUUCAUGUAAAUGCAAACAUGGGGGCUGCAAAUCAGCUGCACCGUAAACUUAACUUAGUAACAGGAAUUCCCCCAUUCCUCUGUUGGGAGAAACCAUGGAUAUUACCAUCUAUGAAACUCCUCAGUAUGAUAGCGUUGUAUGAAUAAAAUCCCGAACUUUUUGCAGAAUUUACUUAAGAUAUUGAUGAAAAUGUUAUUGGUAUCAUAUUUGAUCUG